CGGAUACGGUUCUAAACGCUGUUCCCCGGAAAAUUAAAUCUAAUGUAACACCGAACAAAGCCAGAAUUACCCGGUGACAGUCAGAGAAAGAAGACCUAGGAGAACACUUGUGGACUUAUUCGUUUUUAUAUAGGAAAGUAACUACAGUUCGUACUGGAUAUUACGUGCAAAAUGACUUUUGAGGAACUAAAUGGAGACUGCUCUAUCGAAAGGAUGGAUUCAGUGUCUAAAGCUCUGGAGGAGGUCCUGCGCUCUGCAUUACCUCAGGGAUGUAUUACAGUCGGGGUCUACGAGGCUGCAAAGUCACUCAAUGUGGAUCCUGAUAAUGUAGUGUUGUGCAUCCUGGCUACUGAUGAUGAUGAUGAUGAUGUGAAGGAUGUGGCGCUUCAGAUUCACUUCACUCUCAUUCAAGCUUUCUGCUGCGAGAACGAUAUCAACAUCCUGCGCGUGAACAACACGCGCCGCCUCGCGCACAUUCUCGGGGGCGCGGGUAUGCACGGGAGCGAGCAGAUCGACCUGCACUGCAUUCUGGUCACCGUUCCCCAUGCAUCCACAUGGAAAAAUCCAGCUCUGGGAAAAGUGAAGCACUUCUGCAGAGAGAGUCGCUGUAUGGAUCAGUGGGUGCCCAUUAUUAACCUUCCAGAACGAUGAAGACUGCUUAAACCAUUAGGGAAACCCAUGGAUAUAAAAUCCAAACAAAAAGAUCAAAAGCUAAAAAAGAUGGUCACAAAAAGGACUGAUAGUCCACACUGGCCUGAAAUAGGGACUAAUCUGGAGAAGGAAAACCCUUUUGCAAUCUGAGAUGAUUCAGCAGUUUUUGGCUUUGCUUGUGGGACAUUAUGAGGAUGUCAUAUGAAGCUAAUUGUGAAUGCAAGUGAGCACCUGAGUAUCUUGUGACAUAGUUGGUUGGGUGGCAUAAAGCACUUCAGUUAUUUACCGGAUAACACAAAACAAUGGAUAUUUGGAAACCUGCUGCCCUGAUUUAAGAACUAUUAUUUGUAACUUUGCCAUCAUUUUGAAUAGUACAUUAAGAUAUCAAUACUUGUAUUGUAUGAAUGUGGGGGAAACUCUUCUAAAGGGACUUGCUUCUAAACCACUGAGAUCUAUGCAUUUACAGUGUCCUGUGAGUACUGUUUUUUGAGAAAAGUUCUUUUGUGGUCUUUAAAUUAUUCAUAUUAUAAUAUUAAUUUAAAAAGUAAUAUUUAUGUGAAAACCUUUUAUACUAUUAUAUGCAAACGUGAAAUGCUACGGAUGUAUUUUGUGUUGGAACAAAAGUAUUUUUAAAACACAAGACGGUAGUCAUGCUGGUUAUGCUGGAAGAGGUUUCUGGAACUGGUAGAAUUGACCUGACAACACCUCACAUGCAGUUCAGAUCAGUGGGGUCACACUGGACUCAGUGGCCUUCGUGGCUCCCUAUUACAUACAUACAAAAGCCAUCCAAGCCUUUCUUUUGUCCUGCUGUAGUUAGCGUGACCACUGGCUUGGGUGUAUUCAUCAAAGCAGAUUAUUUUUUCAGCUGAAAUGAAUUGCUCAGGUUCAGUGUAUACUGUACUACUUGAUUACGUUCAAAUCAAACAUGUUUUUUGUAAAUAAAUUUUUUCUUAAUUGUGCUAAUUGUGACAAAGUGUUACUUCUCCGUAGGUCAAAAGUGAAUGCCGUAGCAGGUAUGCAACAGAAACACAUUACACAAGUCCAAUUGGAGAACGGAAGUGUGGCUUCGGUUGCCCUUUACUGUAGUUUAGAAGGUGUGGCAGUGAUCGCAUGACUGCCAUAUAUUCGCUUAGAUCUGCAGAGGACAGUAAAUCAGUUGUGUAAACCUACACUUCUCCAUACAAAGGUGAUGAAUCAAGGUUUCGCUGAUGUCAGAGCUAUGCAAGUCUGGUAGUCCCCAGUCAGGUGCAGAUAAAUCACGAGACACCAGGGAUCUUUGUACAGAGAAACCUGGUUUACUCAAACUGUCAUUUGUUCAGGGAGCUUAGGGUGUUGCAAAACAUCUUUCUUCAAAAUAUUUGGCUUCAAACUACUCUGCCUACCACUUAGUUCCCAGUUAAAUGUUUUUAUUUGAGCCUUUCAAGUGUAGUUUAAUAUUUCUUUAGAUAUGAAUACCUUUUUAAGAAGAUAACUUGUGACGUCACACCAAAUAACCUAAUUGUCAUAUGGUCCUAAUAACUGCGUAACUGAUAGCACUACACAAAUAAAGUAUAAACUGGGCUGAGAUUAGAUUCUGCAACAAUACAGUAAUGGUAAACAUGAUAAAGAAAGACCACAGGCAAUGCAAUUUGUUUUAUUAGUUCACAAUUUUAAUAAAAUCUUUUUUCAAUGUUCAAGGUAAAGUCUGUAUAGUAUGUUAUGAAGGCUUACAAAGAUACAGAAAAGGAAAAACAACCAAAAAGAGAAAAAAGGAGACUUGUUUCUUCACAGAGAGGAAGGUCAGAGGGAUUUGAUUGUGAAGAGUAUUAUAAGAUCACAAAUACUGCAUAACUCUCUGUUGUCUCUAAAAUGAAACCUACAUUGCAGUGUCAUUAAACGUUUCAUGAUUGCCUUAAGUUUUAAUAUAUACAUUUAAUUCAUAGACAAGAUCAAAUAGUGGCAUCAAACUGCAGUGGUCUUUUUUAUGUUGUUGCCAUACAAUGGUUGAGACAGAAAGAAAAGGCAUAUUUGCAUUUAAAAUCUAGCAUAUCUAAAGAAAAAAACAAAUUAAACAAAUUUACGCUGGGUCAAUGGACAAAAAGGCUCUUUUCAUUUUAAUACAGCUGUAAUUCUUUAAUCAAUAAGCCAAGGAAUGGUUCUAUUAAUGAACUAAGGCACAUGGGUUUGAAAGUGCAGGAUAAUGGAAUGAGUUCUCUUUUCUCAUAAACCAGUGGAAUCACUCUAGUAACUUUUCUUUAAAUGUUUCACACAUGAUGGUAUUGCAUUCCACUGAGAACUAAUCAGUAUUUGUAAUGUACGUUUUUCUAUAUUGCUUUAUUCACCUAGCAUGCACCUGACCAAUGGCAAUUACAAUAAACCAUGAAGUCAUGUCU
Myxocyprinus asiaticus (Chinese sucker) is the source of this 3023-nucleotide messenger RNA. RefSeq names its product growth arrest and DNA damage-inducible protein GADD45 alpha-like. Gene Ontology annotation, biological process: regulation of cell cycle. The transcript is spliced from 4 exons. Lineage: Eukaryota; Metazoa; Chordata; Actinopteri; Cypriniformes; Catostomidae. Bases 172 to 651 code for a protein of 159 amino acids. Gene Ontology annotation, cellular component: cytoplasm; nucleus. The record is from RefSeq and is a predicted model, not a curated record.